AUGAACGCUGCUAAUCCCCACGUGCAGCGAGAUCCUGCUGAGCUGAGACCACUCAAAUCGAUGGGGACGGGGACUAGUUCCGCCAGGAAGUCCUCGAUGGAUAGAGAGAGCACUCUUGUUGACUCUGCGCGAGAUGCUUCCACACAUUCACGCACCGAUGACGCGCAGGAGAUCAAAGGCCCCAGCUCGGUACACAGCAAUAACGCGGAGGCCCAGCCCGAGUAUCCCACAUCGUGGAGGCUCGCGCUGAUUGUCAUCGGUCUCUGCCUGUCGAUCUUCUGCAUAGCUUUGGACAACACGGUUCUAGCGACGGCAAUCCCCAAGAUCACAGACCAGUUCAAGUCUCUCGACGACGUGGGCUGGUACGGCAGUGCCUACCUUCUUACCUCUUGCUGUCUGAUACUAGCGUUUGGCAAACUAUACACAUUCUAUUCGACCAAAUGGAUCUACCUGAUUGGGCUCGCGCUCUUCGAAAUCGGAUCCUUGAUCUGCGGAGCUGCUCCCAACUCGGUGGCACUGAUCCUCGGACGGGCGAUUGCUGGUCUGGGAGCUGCAGGGCUCUUCUCUGGGGCCAUGCUCAUUAUCUCGCAGACUGCGCCACUAGAAUGGAGGCCCAUCUUUGCUGGGGCUAUGACUUCGAUGUAUGGGAUCGCCAGCGUAGCGGGUCCUUUGAUGGGCGGUGCGUUUACCGACCACAUCAGCUGGCGGUGGUGCUUCUACAUUAAUCUUCCCAUUGGCGGUGCCACGAUCUUCUUCAUACUAUUUUUCUUCAAGGCGCCUCGGUCCGUGAAGAGCAACUCGGGGAUCAAGGACCAGUUAUCCCAGUUCGAUAUACCCGGGACUUGUGUCUUUCUACCGGGAAUCAUCUGCGUCCUGUUGGCACUACAAUGGGGCGGAACCACCUAUGCGUGGAGCAACGGCCGUAUAAUCGCUCUAUUGGUGCUGUUCGCAGUGCUCAUUGGCAUUUUCAUCGUGCUGCAGAUCUUCGAAAAGGAGAAAGCCACAGUGCCUCCGCGACUGAUCAAGAACCGGAACGUGUGGGGUGCUGCGUUGUUCAGCUUUUGCGUUGGUGGCUCAUUCUUCGUAUUCAUCUACUAUCUCCCCAUCUGGUUCCAAGCCAUCAAAGGCGUCAGCGCCACCAAAUCCGGCAUCAUGAACCUACCCAUGCUACUCGGCGUCGUCAUCUUCUCCAUCGUGGCCGGUGCCUGUGUCUCCACGUUCGGAUACUACACCCCAUUCAUGCUGAUCUCCCCCGCCCUCCUCGCCAUCGGCGGCGGCCUCCUCUCCACCAUGACAGUCGACUCCUCGGCCGGCCACUGGAUCGGCUACCAGGUCAUUCUAGGCAUGGGCGCCGGGUUCGGCAUGCAACAGCCCAUGAUGGCCGUGCAAGCCUCGCAAGCCAUCACGGACGUACCCAGCGCGACAGCAAUCGUCACAUUCGGACAGACGCUAGGCGGGGCACUGUUCGUGUCGGUGGCGCAAAACGUCUUCCAGAACGAGCUGCACAAGAACCUGGCCAAGGUUCCGGGCGUGGACGCGACCAGCGUGGUGCAGGCGGGGGCGACGAUGUUGCGCAAGGUGGUGUCUGCGGAUCAGUUGCCGGCGGUGUUGGAGGCGUAUAAUGGGGCCGUGACGACGACGUUCUAUGUGGGGGUGGCGAUGGGAGCGUUGUGUCUUUUCGGGGCGUUGCCGAUUGAGUGGAUUUCGGUCCGGGGGAGGAAGAUGGAGGUGGCGGGUGCUUAGUUGCGUGCUAGUGCUUGCUAUUGCUUUGCUAUUGCUUUGCUAUUGCUUU
Messenger RNA from Aspergillus ibericus CBS 121593, 1792 nucleotides. RefSeq names its product MDR family MFS transporter. Gene Ontology annotation, molecular function: transmembrane transporter activity. Bases 1 to 1743 code for a protein of 580 amino acids. The record is from RefSeq and is a predicted model, not a curated record. The transcript has 3 exons. NCBI's taxonomy places the organism in Eukaryota, Fungi, Ascomycota, Eurotiomycetes, Eurotiales, Aspergillaceae. Gene Ontology annotation, biological process: transmembrane transport.